CCAGUGGUCUUGGUGCACGGACCCGCAUGACGUUCCUGCCCCAGAUUUCAGAUUCUGUCGCGUCUCGACUGGCUUCGCUCGUCUCCGUCGCAUUGCAUUGCCAACCUUCAAAUUUUGUAUCUUUCAACUUCAACCGUCUUUCGCCUGAUAUAAUAUUUGGACAGUGUCGACACGCAGAAGCGCACCAAGCACUCCAUCAUGGCCACCAAGAUCACACCUUUCUUCACAGCUAGCCUUCGCGCCUUGCGACCGCGCACAACAUCUUCGACGACACCAUUGAGUCGCUACACCGCUGCAUCUUUGCGCUCCCCUCGACACAUCACCCCGGCGUCAGUCCGUCUCGCACACUCCAUCCCUCGUCCAUCGCAGCCAACGCCUCGAGAUGCCAACCCGUCGACAGCCAAGUCAGAAUCGGCUCGACCUGCACCUCCGCCUGCAAACCGUCCCUCCUACCAGCUCUCCUUCACCUGCGUGCCCUGUGGACAUCGGUCGCAUCACAACAUCUCCAAGCAGGGCUACCACACUGGGUCGACCCUCAUCACAUGCCCAGAGUGCCGCAACCGACACGUCAUCAGCGAUCACCUCGGCAUCUUUGGGGACACCAAGGGGAUGACGGUGGAGGACAUUGUGAAGAAGAACGGAGGUCUGGUGAAGAAGGGGAGUCUUGGCGAGGACGGCGAUAUCGAAUUCUGGCCAGAUGAGAACGAUGAUCUCAAAGGCUAGAGGUCACCUGCCUCAUGUUCUUCCACCGCUAAUUGCAUCAGUACGGAGUUUUGAAAAGGAUACCAUGUGACCACCGAGCCAAGUCACACUCAUAGAAGGACAUGUACCAGAGAA
Emericellopsis atlantica is the source of this 837-nucleotide messenger RNA. RefSeq names its product DNL zinc finger domain-containing protein. Gene Ontology annotation, cellular component: mitochondrion. NCBI's taxonomy places the organism in Eukaryota, Fungi, Ascomycota, Sordariomycetes, Hypocreales, Bionectriaceae. The coding region runs from base 199 to 723 and encodes 174 amino acids. The transcript has a single exon. The record is from RefSeq and is a predicted model, not a curated record. Gene Ontology annotation, biological process: protein import into mitochondrial matrix; protein folding; protein stabilization. Gene Ontology annotation, molecular function: zinc ion binding; protein-folding chaperone binding.